AUGGAACCACCACAAGAGCAAAUCAACGGCGCCGGAGACUGUUCGGUUUCUGGAUUCGACUCGGCGGAGAAAGUAAUUUUCCGAUGGGACGCGACGGCGUCAGAAGAAGCUAGAGAGAAGAUGAUAUUCAACGAUCCACAAGAAGUGAAGCUUUACCUUCACGCCGUCGAUGAAAUCCAACGGUUUGUAUCAUCCGGCGGAGAAAUCGAAACCCGAGCUAAUUCCGCUAUCCAGAUCGCUAUGGCUCGUCUCGAAGACGAGUUCCGGAAUAUCCUCGUCUCUCACAGCUCUCCGAUCAACUCUGAUUCUCUAAUGUCGUCUUCCUCUUCUUCUCAUCUGGAGGUUGAAGAAGACGGGAGUAGUAAUAAUGGUACUAACUGUAAUGAGGAAGAUGAGCAAGAGGAAGAAGAAGCGGAUCUUUUAAAACGAACCGGGUCGAGUUCCGGGUCGGUUCGAUUACCGACGGGAAGAGGUAGUUACAGUAGAUCUACUAGCAGUAUACGCGAGAUCGAGCUGAUUCCGAUCGAUGCGGUGGUUUAUCUGAGCUGGAUUGCUCGGCGUAUGGUCUCCGCUGGUUAUCUCCGUGAAUGUAUUCAAGUGUACGGAAGCGUACGCAAAUCCGCCGUCGAUUCGAGUUUCCGUCGAUUAGGGAUUGAGAAAUUAAGCAUCGGAGAUGUUCAGAGGCUAAACUGGGAAGCGUUAGAGCAGAAGAUCCGUCGAUGGAUCCGAGCAGCUAAGAUCUGUGUGCGAGUCGUCUUCGCGAGCGAGAAAUUGCUUUGCGAGCAUGUCUUUGAUAGCGUCGGAGCUGUCAAUAUUCACGAAGCUUGUUUCAUGGAAACCGUCAAAGGUCCGGCGAUUCAACUUUUCAACUUCGCGGAGGCGAUCAGUAUUAGCCGGAGAUCACCGGAGAAGCUCUUCAAAAUCCUUGAUCUACACGACGCUUUGAUUGAGCUUUUGCCAGAUAUCGAGUCUGUUUUCGAUCUGAAAUCUUCCGAUUCGAUUAGAGUUCAAGCGGCGGAGAUACUUUCGAGAUUGGCGGAAGCGGCGAGAGGGAUAUUAUCGGAAUUCGAAAACGCCGUUCUCCGUGAACCUUCUAGAGUUCCUGUUCCCGGAGGAACGAUACAUCCAUUGACGAGGUACGUUAUGAACUACAUCAGCUUGAUCUCUGAGUAUAGACCAACUUUAAUCGAUCUCAUCAUGUCGAAACCAUCGAGAAACGCCACCGAUACGAACUCACCGGAAAUCGAUUUCUCUGAGCUAGAGAACAAAGUUCCAUUAGCAUUACAUCUGAUCUGGAUCAUACUGAUCCUACAGUUCAAUCUGGAAGGAAAAUCAAAACAUUACAGAGACGCAGCAUUAUCUCAUCUUUUCAUCAUGAACAAUGUACACUACAUUGUACAGAAGAUCAAAGGAUCGCCGGAGCUACGAGAAAUGAUCGGAGAUCUUUACCUGAGAAAGCUAACGGGUAAGUUUAGGCAAGCCGCGACGUAUUACCAAAGAGCCGCUUGGGUUAAAGUCUUGUAUUGCUUAAGAGACGAAGGAUUACACACGAAAGGAAGUUUUUCUUCGGGUGUUUCGAAAAGCGCAUUGAGGGAGAGGUUCAAAUCUUUCAAUGCUUUGUUUGAGGAAGUUCAUAGGGUUCAAUCACAAUGGUUGGUACCAGAUUCUCAGCUGAGGGAAGAGUUGAAGAUAUCGAUAUUGGAGAAGCUUAGUCCGGCUUACAGAUCGUUUCUCGGGAGGUUCAGGAGCCACAUAGAGAGCGGGAAACACCCCGAGAAUUACAUUAAGAUCACAGUCGAAGAGCUAGAGACCGAAGUUCUUGACUUGUUCGAGGGGUUAUCUGCAACUCAGCAUUUGAGAAGACGAUCAGAGUGA
Arabis nemorensis is the source of this 1875-nucleotide messenger RNA. NCBI's taxonomy places the organism in Eukaryota, Viridiplantae, Streptophyta, Magnoliopsida, Brassicales, Brassicaceae. The record is from the annotation of a GenBank genome assembly.